AGUCAACGUUAGGCAACGGAAUCGUAAGCACUUGUCUUAAAAUCCGAUAACGUUAAUUUAUAGCGGUUGUGUACGGUCGUUAACGUACGAUAGAUUGUGAAUGGUAUUUAUAUACAUCUAAGCACAUUCUUUGCAAGUCGAACGUUACAAAACUUUUUUUUUACAAAGUGAAUGGCAAUUUAGAGAUUAAAUUCUUUGAAAAUUUGUCGCAAAUCGUAGCGAUUAAGUUUGAUUCGAUCUUUGAUAAUGGUUUUGCUUGUGUUUGUGAGAUGAUUUUGAUAAUAUGAAAAACUGAUUCAGGAUGUGAAGGCAAAAAAAAAGUUUUGAAAUUAUUAUUUUUCGAUUCAUUAAAACUUUCUUUCGAUGGGAUGUAAUGUUGGAUAACUACACACAUAUAUACCUUUACUGCAUUAACGAAUCAUAAAGUGAACAAAGGUUUGGAAACGAGUGAAUUUUGUGUGUGGAAAUGUAUCUAUAAACAACUUUUGAUUCAUACCAACCGAAUGUGCAAUUUAAUUUUUGCAGUGAUACAAAGCCUAUAUUAAACCACCUACGCUAUAUAGCAUCAUAUUGAAUAAAAAAAAUCUCCAACCAAAACCAUAGCAAUGGUAAUUUAAUACUUCUUCGAGUCUCCAAUCUCUCUUCAUUCAACUGAACAAGAACAUGAACCGGUUGGUUUUGCACAAAUAAAAUUAAAAAUUCCGACCUAAAAAACGACCACUUAGAAAAGAAACAUCGCGAUGAAAACUUGGAAAGAAAUAACAACACUAACAACAUCAAUGAUAAUAAUUCUCAAAAGCACAUAAAAUGUGAUGAAAAAUUGUGCUUUUUGCGACUGAAAAUCGGUCUUCACAAUAUUAACGACAAGAAACAUCAUUAUGACACAAGCGAACAACAGUUUCAGUGGUCUACGAAUUCAUUGCUCAAGAAAAAAUCUAAGUGCAACAACGUUUUCAAAUUUAUGAAGGACCUAUUAAAAAGGAAAUUAGCCAAUUCAGUGGAGGAGGCAAGAUAUAUUGAGAUUCCCGCCAAUAUCAAAGUAAUAAAUAACAAUCUCAACAACAGCAGCAAUACCGCCGAUAAUCACGUUAAUAAAUUCCACGUCAUGCAAGACGUUCGGAUAAGGGUUGAACAACAACAACAAAAUCGAUCCAAUCAUGGCUCCCCAAAUCAUCAACAUCAUCAGCACAAUCAGCAACAGCGGCCGGUGCAUCUGUUUCCCAAACAAAAUUUAAAUUGCGAAAAUAAUGUUCAAAAUAAUAUUCCAUCGAGAUCGCCUAGUUCCGAAGAGGAUAAUUCACCCACCGAAAUGAAUAAUUGUAGAAGAUUAAUAGACAAGCCACCAUUGGUAAAACGACUAACCAUGGGUUUGCUCCGUUCCACCGAAGACAGUCGUCCUCUAGUCCACAACACCCCAUCACCCACGUCUGGGUCAACACAAACAAUAUCCGAUGGAUAUGUAAACGAAGGCAUCUGUGAUCCUGAUAAAAUUAUUUCCAGUAAAUUUGGCGAUUCGUGUCGAAAGUCUCUUACCUCCGUGAUGGACAAAGGAUGUGUAGACACGUGCGAGUUUGACUUGAAGAAAAACUUUUUGCGUGAAACGAGCAGUGCCAACUCUAGCCCAAAAAUAUUUGGACCAUCUCUUCGAUUGGAUGGACUCAGUUUGAUCGAACAACAUGAACUCAAAGGAGCACCAUGGUUCCAAGCCGGUCUGCCUCGGGAAAUUUCCUUAGAAGUCCUAUCACGACAGACUCCCGGCGCAUUUCUGGUACGACAGAGUAGCACAAAACCUGGAUGUUUCGCACUAUCACUACGUGUUCCGCCACCAGCACCAAAAGUAGCACAUUAUUUAAUACUAAAAACGCCUCGUGGAUAUAAGAUAAAGGGUUUCACAAAAGAAUUUACGUCGCUACGUGCUUUAAUAACUCAUCAUUCCGUGAUGCCGGAACUGUUGCCCGUACCAUUGGCACUGCCACGGCCGCACAACAUCAUACCACAGCGGCGUCAUUUGGACGAUUUUGAUUCGUACGGUUCAUUGAAUGAUUUUAGAAAAAUGAUGUCGGAUUUGAAUGUUUAACAUUGGGAAUCGUACGCAUAUAAAUGAUUGUGUGUGUUUGUAAAUAAAAAGUAAUGAAAAUUUUUUUGAUGAUGAUGGUGACGAUGUCGUCGUCGCCAAUCGCUGAGGGGAAGAAACGAUAUUUUUGUACAUAAAUUAAGUAAACUAUUUAUGAUAUAAAUAACAAACUCAAUAAUAAUAAAAUUAUUUAAAAGAAAAUGUAACUGAAGAAAAUGAAUGAAAGAAUUGUUAGCAUUUUUUUCCCCUGUUUUUUCUAAAUAAAAAAGAAGUGUUGAAGAUAUCAAUAUAAACUUCCAUAUUAUAAAUAUAUAUCGAACGAU
Messenger RNA from Bradysia coprophila, 2397 nucleotides. Its product is annotated as EGFR adapter protein-like. The record is from RefSeq and is a predicted model, not a curated record. Lineage: Eukaryota; Metazoa; Arthropoda; Insecta; Diptera; Sciaridae.